CUUGCUAAAAUACACAAGAGUAUAAUUACCCAUCCUUUAGAACGACCUUAUUAACAAGAUGCCUGCCGUACCCUCCACCCUUCCCGAGCUUGACGAUGUCGCUAUUGCGCCGUUCAAGCAGACUAGUUUGGCCAAAAAAUUGCAUGCGUUGAAUUUGGACGUGGUGAAGCCUGCACCACUGGACCCUGCUCCGCACUCUAAGGUUAAAUUGGAUUUGGCGGUACGCUUUACAAAAGAGUCGCUGCUUCAAAAAGGAUCCACGUGUAUUGUAACACAAUGCCGGGACAAUUCAUACAAUAGAGAUGUGGCGCUGAAGAAGGGUACAUACGCUCAUUUGAAGCAAAUAAGACGCGAGUACAAAAUACACAAAUCUUUAGAGCCACACCCCAAUGUAGCCACCAUGCACGACGUAGUUAUGAACCGAUCGAAGCGCCAAAUUUGUCUGGUUAUGGAGCUUUGUGCCGGCGGAGAUUUGGUCGAUAUUCUCAGUCAAGCCGAUCACGGACUAGCAGAAGACACUACUUUCAGAUAUGCUCAACAGAUCGCUACGGGCCUGGCUCACAUCCAUUCACAGGGUGUUGCACAUCGCGAUAUCAAGUCCGAUAAUAUAUGCUCAGAUGAGACAACGGGGGUGAUGAAAAUAGUUGACUUCGGAGAAGCAUCUCGUAUUUCUGAUCCAAUUACUGGCUUAUACAAGGGCACACCCGGCUACAUGGCUCCCGAGAUCGUGGAGCGACUCGAGAAACGCAUUGAGGCUGGGACUAAGGAUUACAGCAACAUUGACCUCUUAAAGUGUGAUGUCUGGGCCUUUGGAAUCACGCUAUACACUAUGCUCACGAGUAAGUUCCCCUUUACUCUAGCAUCUCAAUCCACGACUGAAUAUGCCAGUUACGCAAAGGGAGAGGUACUUGGUAAAGUUGAAGAUUGGGAAAACAUCCCCGAAUAUAUGCAAACGUUGUUGCUAAACGUUUUGACGAUCGACCCAUCAAGUAGAUGGAGUGCGCAACAAGUCGUCUCGUACCUGGAGGAUAUAGAAAAUACACGUUAAUGAUACACAAAGUGAUCAAAUUUAGUAAAUAAAAAUUAGUGAAGCAAAAGC
This is a messenger RNA of Sphaeroforma arctica JP610, 1099 nucleotides long. RefSeq names its product CAMK protein kinase. The transcript has a single exon. NCBI's taxonomy places the organism in Eukaryota, Ichthyosporea, Ichthyophonida. The record is from RefSeq and is a predicted model, not a curated record. Gene Ontology annotation, molecular function: protein serine/threonine kinase activity; ATP binding. The coding region runs from base 59 to 1048 and encodes 329 amino acids. Gene Ontology annotation, biological process: peptidyl-serine phosphorylation; autophagy. Gene Ontology annotation, cellular component: cytoplasm.